ACAUCGCUCAAAACUGACACGCUAUUACUGGAAUGUCGCAUCUCCAUCAUGCGGAUGCUGUAGCAUGUGCGGAUAUUGUUUUAAAGGUUGAAUGUCACAGGGGUUCAGUGGAUUCUAAAUCACUGUUCUAAAGAAAUGCCAUGUGUUUACAUUGUACAUAGGGCCUACACAGUUCAGGUACUCAACUCAAAGUGAAGCCGCUUGUAGGCUGUCUGACACGCAGCACGUCACACCAUGAGGCAAGCAAGCUGUAAUGUCGUGGUCGUGAUGGUGGUGUUGCUUACAGGGACGGCCGUUAUCCUGCUCGAGAUGCCCGAGACUCACCGUCUGCUGGCAGCUGUCGCGGGGCCAUACCCCCACACAAGAUACCAGUCCAGGCGGAAACACCCGACAACAGCCGACUCCUCACACAGACUUUCCGGAAAUGUAAUAUUCAACGACACGAAUGUUCUCGCUGGACUCCGGAAAUAUGGUCUGUUGGACCUACCAUCGAAGGAAGUUCUCCGCCAGAUGUCGCUUCAGCAGAUGACAAUGACAUAUCACAGUUACAUCGACAAUAUCAACAUCCUGUGUCACCGGAAGUUCCGGAUGGGAAGGGUCGGCGAUGGUGGCUGGGAGGUCUGUGAUGACGAAGCCUUUAGGCCUGGGGAGCCGUGUCUUGUGUACUCCUUUGGCAUCAACCACGACUUUACAUUUGACGAUGACAUAGCCAAGCUGUAUGGUUGCCAGGUGUAUGCCUUUGACCCCAGUAUGCGGGAAUCAACCAACAGGCGUUCACUGUCUGUGCAUUUCUCUCAGCUUGGUAUCGGCAGCGAGGACACUUAUAUAGACCGCACAGGUUGGCAUCUGAUGACUCUACAGUCUAUCAUGGCGAUGUUCGACCACAGUGGGAGAAUCAUCGACGUCCUGAAAAUGGACGUAGAAGGCGCGGAAUGGGGGAGUUUACGUCAGAUGAUCACGUCACGUGACCUGUCACGUGUAAAACAACUGUUGGUGGAGUUCCACUUUGAUGGAGAGUUUAAAACCAAAGACAUGGGAGUGGCGUUCCUCGAUGUCCUAAUUGACCUGCAUACUGCUGGAUUCCGAAAGUUUUACGCUCACAAAAAUCCGUUGAAAAAUCUAAAGAGUCGUACAUUCAGCAUCGUUAGAACAUCUUGUUACGAGCUUCAUUUUGUAAACAUAAAUAUGAAUGACAAUAUGUGAGUGUAUUGUGUACACUGUUGUAAAUAAAGUAAGUUAUUUU
Molecule: messenger RNA, 1243 nt
Organism: Haliotis rufescens (red abalone)
Lineage: Eukaryota; Metazoa; Mollusca; Gastropoda; Lepetellida; Haliotidae
Product: probable methyltransferase-like protein 24
Exons: 8
Coding region: 235-1203 (322 amino acids)
Source: RefSeq, a predicted model, not a curated record